CUAACAGCUCUCAACACAUACAGGCUUAUAGCCAGUAGAGAAACUUAAAGUCAAUGCAUGAGAGUGUAAUAAAUAAUAGAUAUACUUCAUUAAGUAAGAAAAAAAUGGUUAGAAAGAGAAAAGGAAGUGAUCAAGAGGAAGAAGAGAGAGAAAGCAGUAAUGAAAUGUCAGUUGGAAACAAGGGUUGGAACAAUGAGACAACUUCAGCAACAGCAGCAGCAGCUGUUGCUUUGAAUGGAGUUGGUAGGACACGAAAGAGAUAUGUCGGUGUAAGGCAGCGGCCAUCCGGGAGAUGGGUGGCUGAGAUCAAAGACACCAUACAGAAGAUAAGAGUGUGGCUGGGGACUUAUGACACAGCUGAGGAGGCUGCAAGAGCUUAUGAUGAAGCAGCUUGUUUGCUCCGAGGAGCUAAUACUCGAACCAACUUCUGGCCUUGCACUCCUCCUCAUGCAAAGCCAGCACUUCCCUCAAGAAUAGUCAAUCUUCUCCUUCUUAGGCUCAAAGCUAGAAAUAUCAGUAAUAAUCAUAACUUGAGUAAUAACAAUAACAAUAUUCGUGGUUCAAUGGCUUUCAAUUUUCCCUGUAUCCAACAAGAUCAGCAUGCAGAGGAAGAUCCUAGGGAAGAUACCCUGUUUGAUAAUUUGUUCAAUGAGCAAGAAUAUUGUAGGAUGAAGGAACAUAAUGAUGUUUCGAGUAACAACAUUAGUGAUAUAACUACAGCUGAUUACAUGGAUGAGAGUUUUGAAUGGAGCCUUGUUGGGACUAAUGAGAGUAGUACUAAUAAUCAUGGUGCUAGAUUUGAUGGGGUAAAUCAAUGUAAAGAAGAGAAUAAAGAAGAGUUUGAUCAGAUAGGAGGUGUGGAUCUCAGGUUUGUAGACUCAUUGCAUUCAUUUCCUGGCUACUACUGUGAUCCUUUCGAGAUUGCGGAAGAGAUGGUUAAGCCAAUGGAGACAGAAAAGUAUGAGGAUGAAGAAACUAUUAUUGGAGAGGCCAUGAAGAGAAUGAAGUAUGAAAGAAAAUUCUCAGCUUCUCUUUACGCCUUCAAUGGAGUAUCAGAAUGUUUGAGGCUGAAACUUGAUUCAAGCACUGAAAGAGUAGGAGAAUUAAUGCAGGGAGAAUUAUUCAAACUAAAAAAUGAGCUAAAGGUUGAAAAGGAUAAGAACAGCCAAUGUUUCAAGGAAGAAACUAUUAUGGAGAGGGUGCAAGAGGAGGCUGGGAUGAAUCUUCAAUCACCAACAGAAGUAGGAUCACUUUCUUUUUCUUACCCAUCUUCUUCUUCUUCGUCGUCGUCGUCGGUGAGUCCAGAAAGUGGCGAACUUCUUUGGAGCCCUCUGGAAUUUCCACCUUGCUAUUUUUGAUUUGAAGCAGAUAUGAAGAUCAUCAUGACAUGGAUUAGUCUUUGUAUCGUGUUUUGGUACACUUGGAAGAUUGUUAGUUCAGACUAAGCAACACCAAAUUUAUUCAUUACAUACAAUUUCAUUUCAACAAAUGAUAUAUUCAGAAUUUAUUUUUUUUCAGACUAGCUGUUGGAAUAAUAUCUUAUAGAAUCAGCUGCUUAAAGAGAAGUUGUUGAAUAGUUUUAUCUUUGUCUAAUUGUUUUUUUUAGUAUUGGUAUGCAAAAUUGGCAUGUAUCCAAUGAAUAUGAAAUGCUGAUCUUCAAAUAAGGCCAUUCUUUCAUUAUAAAUAUAUUAAGCAUGUUGAA
This is a messenger RNA of Cannabis sativa, 1702 nucleotides long. RefSeq names its product ethylene-responsive transcription factor ERN1-like. Lineage: Eukaryota; Viridiplantae; Streptophyta; Magnoliopsida; Rosales; Cannabaceae. Gene Ontology annotation, molecular function: DNA binding; DNA-binding transcription factor activity. Gene Ontology annotation, biological process: regulation of DNA-templated transcription. The coding region runs from base 54 to 1358 and encodes 434 amino acids. The record is from RefSeq and is a predicted model, not a curated record. The transcript has a single exon.